ACAACGAUGACCCCUCCUGGGUUGGAGGGGUCACUCACAGUGCCAGAACCCCUCGCAACUUGGCAGCCAGCAGUAUUCCCACGCCCGCCACUGGCUCCAGAGGCGCUUUCAUCUGCAAGUCGAUCCCCAUGCACAGCUGCUCGUCCAUCACGACGGGUCGGUCUUUGGCUCCGCGAGCCAAUCAUCCCGUCUCCGUUCCUGACGCUUGACCUAAAUGGCUUGUUGGUUCCCGGUCUGUGGUGUUCUACCCCUGAAUCGCGGCAGGCAAACGGGAACAAGGCAUUAAUUGACCAAGAUUUAAGACAUGCAGCCUAUCGAGAAGUCACAAAAGCUAUUCGAUAUAUUAUCCAAUAUCACCGGAACUGACGCUGGAGUUUCACGCCGACAAUGCCGGCCGUACGCCACGAUUGCGAAUGAUAUUACGACGUUGUGUAUUGUUGGCGGCUGGAGGCACAUAGUUGGACUUGUCAGAUCUCACAUUUCCGACAGUCCCCUGUGUUCUGAUCGUCGGGACGAGCCAU
Messenger RNA from Pseudomassariella vexata, 521 nucleotides. RefSeq lists its product as uncharacterized. NCBI's taxonomy places the organism in Eukaryota, Fungi, Ascomycota, Sordariomycetes, Amphisphaeriales, Pseudomassariaceae. Bases 7 to 366 code for a protein of 119 amino acids. The transcript has a single exon. The record is from RefSeq and is a predicted model, not a curated record.